Messenger RNA from Clonostachys rhizophaga, 588 nucleotides. NCBI's taxonomy places the organism in Eukaryota, Fungi, Ascomycota, Sordariomycetes, Hypocreales, Bionectriaceae. The record is from the annotation of a GenBank genome assembly.
AUGACCGAGUUCAGAAGUACCCCUCUGUACGGCGGCGCAAUCGUCGCCGACCUGCCCGAGCACUUCGCAGACGUGAGCAAAAUCCGACAAGUCCCGGACAACCAGGAGGUCUGGAUCGACGAGGACGGCUUCACCAGCAUCAUCUUCGACAUCACCGAGCGCGUGGGCGAGCCUGGUUCCGGACCCGAGAUCGACGGCCGGGCCAUGACGACGCACCUUGAGGAUCUCGUCGGCGACGACAGGGAUACCCUCAAGAUCUGGAACACGGCCGAGACCGAGUUUACCCGCCUGGAGGAGGGGAUUCCCGCCUAUACCCUAAUCUCAACCCAGUCGCCCAAGGUCGGCGCGUCCAAGGAGGGCGGCUCAUCUCCCGACUUCACCGCGAUCAUCAUGACCAUCAUCCGUCUCGAGAAACAGAAGACAGACAUCCUCAUCACGGUCAACGUGCCCCACAUCAAGGGCGAAUACGACGAGGAGGACGUCGACCUCGAGCUGGGUAAGCAGGGUAAGCUCAUCGGAGACGCCGUUGAGUACUCGGCGCGCAUUUGGCAGAGCUUCAAGAUCAAGGACUGGAGCCUCUUUGGAAGC